GGGAAGGCGAGGCAACAGUAACAGCUGGUACGCAGCACCCACAGCACCGCGGCAGCAGCUGGUACCGAAAUCCCGCCUAGCUCUUUUGACUCUGUCCGCGGGAAGAAUGGGGAAAUAGUAAGGCUGCGGCGCCUCCCGCGAGAAGAGGUACCUGAGGCUCGCGCCGCAGUCCGCCGCCGCACCGGCACCGGAGCUCCACACCCCACUUCCGGGGUCAAGUCACCGCCGAGAAUCCACUGAUCGCAGAAGGUGACAGCGCGAUUGCGAUUUAGUUUUCCGCGCAUUUAAUUGGCGAAGCUGGAGCGCUAGUCUUCGCUGAUUGGUGCCGGGAAAUCUGCCCCAUAGACACCCGCGGGGCGCACAGUUUCAGUAGUUCGUGGGUUUCCCGCCAGCUGCAGUCUUGGACCAUAAUCAUGGUGGACAUGAUGGAGUUACCGAGGUCGCGCAUCAACGUCGGCAUGCUAGCUCAGUUCAUCGACAAGCCUGUCUGCUUCGUAGGGAGGCUGGAAAAGAUUCAUCCCACUGGAAAAAUGUUUAUUCUUUCAGAUGGAGAAGGAAAAAAUGGAACCAUCGAGUUGAUGGAACCCCUUGAUGAAGAAAUCUCUGGAAUUAUGGAAGUGGUUGGAAAAGUAACCACCAAGGCCACCAUCUUGUGUACAUCUUAUGUCCAGUUUAAAGAAGAUAACCAUCCUUUUGAUCUUGGACUUUACAAUGAAGCUGUGAAAAUUAUCCAUGAGUUUCCUCAGUUUUAUCCUUUAGGGAUUGUGCAACAUGAUUGAUCGUGAUGGAUUUUCAUACAAUUGCAAAUGAGCUAUAUUAAAGACUAUUAAAGGAAGCCCCUCUAGUUUGAGGGAGAGAUUUCUGUGCUUUCUCAUAUUUAGUUUACUCUUUUUAAGAUAUUCCAACCUAGAGUUUUUGAUGGAACUGAUAUAUUGACAGUUCUCACCUAAGUCCUUUUAUAAAGAAUUGUUACUCCAAUAUAUGGUCAGAUUAGAUGCAAGAAUAAAGCAGUUGUCUGAGUUUAGGUUUCUAUUUUAUUAAUAAAAACUAAAAUGGUAC
This is a messenger RNA of Mandrillus leucophaeus (drill), 1059 nucleotides long. RefSeq names its product replication protein A3, 14kDa (gene RPA3). The transcript has 5 exons. Lineage: Eukaryota; Metazoa; Chordata; Mammalia; Primates; Cercopithecidae. Gene Ontology annotation, cellular component: DNA replication factor A complex; nucleus; site of double-strand break. Gene Ontology annotation, molecular function: damaged DNA binding; single-stranded DNA binding. The record is from RefSeq and is a predicted model, not a curated record. Gene Ontology annotation, biological process: double-strand break repair via homologous recombination; mismatch repair; nucleotide-excision repair. Bases 414 to 779 code for a protein of 121 amino acids.